Molecule: messenger RNA, 7821 nt
Organism: Artibeus jamaicensis (Jamaican fruit-eating bat)
Lineage: Eukaryota; Metazoa; Chordata; Mammalia; Chiroptera; Phyllostomidae
Gene: CD180
Product: CD180 molecule
Exons: 3
Coding region: 160-2145 (661 amino acids)
Biological process (GO): cellular response to lipopolysaccharide; positive regulation of lipopolysaccharide-mediated signaling pathway; B cell proliferation involved in immune response
Cellular component (GO): extracellular matrix
Molecular function (GO): protein binding
Source: RefSeq, a predicted model, not a curated record
AGGGUGGGUGGUAUGUAAAGAGACUUCCCAUUUUCUGCAGCACAGAGCCACCAGACACAAGCAGUCAGAGCACUUCUUUCUCUGAGAUUACCCUUCUGCACGCCUCUCUGGCUGCUGAAUCACUGAGGCCCUCCACCAAGCGGGGCUGGCCCUGGUCCCAUGAUGGCGUCCCCCGUCAGCCGCUUCCUGCUGGCGGUGCUGUUUUCUGCCAGCUGCAAAGCCACCAUUUCCUUGGAUCAGAUGUGUAUGGAGAAAGAAGCCAACCAAACAUAUAACUGUGAAAAUUUAGGUCUCAGAGAAAUUCCUGACACUCUACCAAACACAACAGCGUUUUUGGAAUUUGGCUUUAAUUUCUUGCCUACAGUUCAAAGUACCACUUUCAGCAGACUCCUAGAUCUUAUCUUUUUGGAUUUAACCAGGUGCCAGAUUAACUGGAUACAUGAGGACACUUUUCAAAGUCAUCACCAAUUGGACACACUAGUGUUGACAGGAAACCCCCUGAUAUUCAUGGCAGAAACCUCCCUUGACGGGCCCAGGUCACUGAAGCAUCUCUUCUUAAUCCAAACAGGAAUAUCUAACCUCGAGUUUAUCCCAGAGCAAAAUCUGAAAAACUUGGAAAGUUUGUAUCUUGGAAGCAACCACAUUUCCUCCAUUAAGUUCCCAGAAAACUUCCCAACACAGAAUCUGAAGGUUCUGGAUCUUCAGAAUAAUGCUAUACAUUACCUCUCCGGGAAGGAGGUGAACACUCUGGAGGCCACCAACCUGAGCCUUAAUUUGGAUGGCAAUGACAUUAGGGCCAUUGAGCCUGGGGCUUUCCGUUCAAAAGUCUUCCAAAGUUUGAGAUUUGGAGGGACUCUCGACUUGUCUGUUAUAUUAAAAGGUCUACAGAACUCUACUACUCAGUCUCUCUGGCUGGGGACAUAUGAGGACACUGACAGUCAAGACCUCACUACAGCCACGUUUGAGGGACUUUGCGAAAUGUCUGUUGAGAGCAUCAACCUGCAGAAGCACCAUUUCUCUCCGUUGUUGUCUACCACGUUUCAAUGCUUCACGCAACUCCAGGAAUUAGAUCUGACGGCAGCUCACUUAAAAGAGUUACCCUCUGGGAUUCAGGGUAUGAACUCUCUCAAGAAAUUAGUUCUCAAUGUAAAUCAUUUUGAGCAGUUGUGUCAAAUCAAUGCUGCCAGUUUCCCAUCCCUUACAGACCUCUAUAUCAAAGGCAACCUGCAAAAACUUAGCCUCGGUGCUGGCUGUUUGGAAAAACUAGAAAACCUUCAGAGACUUGAUUUAAGCCACAGUGAUAUAGAGGCUUCUGACUGCUGCAAUCUGCCACUCAAAAGCCUGCACCGCUUGCAGUACCUAAACCUCAGCUACAACAUGCCCAUCGGUCUCCAGAGUCAGGCAUUCAAAGAGUGUCCUAAACUAGAAGUCCUGGACUUGGCAUUCACCCACUUGAGCGUCAGCGCUCCACGAAGCCCCUUCCAGAACCUCCCUCUCCUGCAGACUCUGAACCUCUCUCACUGCCUCCUUGAUACUAGCAACCAGCACCUUCUGGAAGGCCUGCUGGAUCUCCGGCAACUGAGUUUACAGGGAAAUCACUUUCAAGACAGGAGCAUCUCAGACACCAAUCUACUUCAGGCAGUAAGCAGCUUGGAGGUUCUGAUUUUAUCCUUCUGUGAGCUCCUAUCUAUAGACCAACAAGCAUUCCGCAGCCUUGGGAAAGUGAGUCACAUAGACUUGAGCCACAACAACCUGACCGAAAGCAGCCUCGAUGCCCUUAUCCACCUGAAGGGGACCUACCUGAACCUGGCCACCAACAGCAUCCGCGUUAUCCCUCCCCAUCUCCUCCCCAUCUUGUCCCAGCAGAGCACCAUUAAUUUAAGUCACAAUCCCCUCGACUGCACUUGCUCAAAUGUUCAUUUCUUGACAUGGUACAAAGAAAACCUGCAAAAACUCGAGGACUUGGAGGAGACAGUGUGUGCAAAUCCCCCGUCUUUAAGGGGAGUCAAGCUGUCUGAGGUCAGACUCUCCUGUGGGAUUACAGCCGUGGGCAUUUUUUUUCUUGUAGUAUUUUUAUUCUUGUUCAUCAUUCUGCUCGUUUUUUCAGUUAAAUUCUUCCUUAGGUGGAAAUACCAGCACAUUUAGUGCUGAAGGCUUCCAGAGAUGGCAAAUUAAUGUGUUCAUCAAAAUCACCCUAAGUAGAGGAGCUGUUGCCUGUUGGUGACCGGAAUUCAAGAUUGGUUCCUGGUGCCGGGCAGGGAUUUCCUCUGCUUCUCCGAGCCCCAGAACUGAUGAGCCUCCCUGGGAAGUGAAGUAAAUGAGACCGAAGGGAUGGACAGCCAUGACAGACACAGAGCCACGUCCUCACAUGGAAGGUGGGCGGGAGGCGAGGAAGGAGCCGAGGCAGGGCAUGGCCAGAGAAGUCACCCACAUGGAGGCCACCUCCCUCACACUCAUGGACUUCCUUCGAAGCACCUCCCACCCUGAGCCGAAAAGGAGACCAUCAGUGUUCACCCCUUGGCAGUGCUGAGGACCCGGCUCCCCACUCUCUCUCACACAAUGCGGGCAUUGUCCUUGGGUCUCAGUUCCCAGUAACAUGGCAGUUGGGGACACUUGUUGUGGAGAAAGUCUCAGUGCUCAUUUUCAUGAAAAAGGGAAAACAAAGAAUUUAAAAGAGGCUGAGAAAUGAAUCUUGUCAUCAGAUUGACUCUAUUAAUCCCCCCAAUCCUUAGGUACCCGAGGGUCUCUACAAUGCCAGCAUGGUGCAGAUCUCUACCGAAAAAAAAAAAAAGCCAUCCUCUGCCGCCUGGGCCUCCUUCCCCUGAGGUGUAGGAGUUUUGUUACACUGGCCACACUUGCCUGAGAACCGAGAAGCGCCUUCUGCUACUCGGCGCUGCUCUCGCUCUUAUGCCACAGAGCCUGACACACAGGCGGGCGGGGGGCCACGAGCUCCUCUCCUGUGGCUGUCUGGUCCCUCCAAGCUUCUUUCCCACGGGAACGUGAGAUAAACAGUGAUUUGGCUCCCAGGCCAGCUCUCCAGUGCUUACUCACCCGGGGCAGCAAUCGAGAUAGCACAUUUACAAUGAAAAUGAGUGGGAGAAAGCACCCUGCAGGCGAGCUGUCCACCAGGAACACAAUAAGCAGUGAGUGGUUUCUGUUCCGUGUCAGCAAAGGUAGUACCUGCAACAGAGAGGGGACGGGACCGCUGAAUGCAGACAGAGAAAGAGGACAGGGAAGCUGGCAGGGUGAUGACUUGGGCCUUCCCAAGGCCCAAAGGGUCACCCUCCUGCAGGGUUUGAUCUUCCAAAGAAGCCUGCGUUAGAGGACGAGAGAGCUCUUAUGCUCAGGUGCUCCAUGUACGAGGCCUCAGUUAAGUUCUAUAAGCCACGUUUUGGCUGGUGAUGGUAACUUAUAGCUAUGGAACUCUGAUUGGAUAUCAAAGGGAAAUGAUUAACAUCCACUCAGGAUUUAUUAGCCUUGAGGUUGAGGACAUAAGAAUAGAGUUGAAACUUGGAAACUACUAAGUCCUUUUUCCUCCUGUGUGCCCAGAAAAAGCAGGGAAGACCAGGGGAUAGGGGAGCUACGUCACAAAUCGUCACUGCAAAUGCUGUUAGUCUUGGGGGAUAUUCUGGACUAGAGAGCAGCCCAGGUCUUCCCACAGGUUCCUGGUUAGGGACACAAGGGGGCCAGGUAAGGUGUGUGAGGUCCUUGCCCUGGGUGCAAAAUUUAAGGGAAAACCCAAAUCUCAGUAAUCAAGCCAAAAGAAAAAAAAUACAAUAUUGAAAAAAUUUUAAGUUAAUGGAAAAAGAUCAGUGAUAAAUACAACACAAAAUUUUUAAACAAAGACAGGACCCACAACAGUGCCGUGCUGAAUGAACCACGGGAGAGUCUGAGGAAAGAGGAGACCUUGGUCAUGCCAGUCCUGCCUGUUUUAGAAGGUCACUGUUUUGUUCACUGGGGAUGUUUACAUUCGCUUUUUUUUUUAAGUUGUGUUAAAAUAUUAUUUACCUUCAUUACUGAGUGUUUUGGUGCCCCCCUUAGUUUUGUGACCAGACGGGUGCCUCACUCACCUCCCCCUGUCCCCACCCCGAGGACCACCUCCCAGGCUCCAGUUUCCUGAGGGUCUAUUAGCUGGCACACCAUCUGCAUUUUACCCAAAAACGUGCAUCUCCUUCCCCUUUACAUUCUGGAAGCAGAGAGAAGUGUUGGAGAUUUUCCAUCUUGUUCCUCCUUCUUCAGCCACCUCCCAACUAACUUCUGAGCUCAAAGGCGUGUUCCUUCAGAGCCGAGAGAGGUGGCAGAGAUGAAUGGGUACCAAAUCCAUCUGAGCCCCAGGUAGCUUGGGCCUGGCAAGAGUGGGCAAGUAGAACACCACUCUGCUAAGAAAAUAAAACAUCACACAAUUAACUGCUUUAAUUAUUUUGAAUAUCAGCAUUUGGGCAAACAGGUACCUGAUAGACCCCUGAGCCACCUUUAUUUCUUCACAGGCCGAGGAUGGCGGGGCAGCCUUCUGCAAAGGCCAAAUGGCGCCAUGGCUGGGUUGGUGCUGGUCUUGAGUCUGGCGGCAACCGCAGCUUUUGGUCAUUGAGUUUCAGGCUCAGAGGGACCUAAUGCGGAAGUUGGCAUGGCAACCUCUCUAAGAGGCUUCCUGACUGCUGCUGCAGGGACAGCCUCUGGCUCCAGGGACUGGAAGGCAGCGGCAGUUUAGAAGGGUCAGGCAGCCCCACUGGGGAGUCAGAGCACUUCCCACAGACCACACCCCUCUGCCACCUGCUCUCCUGCAGGAGCGUUCAGUUUGGGGGAUCCAGGCAGGCGUGCGGCUUCACACAGAGUUAUUUUGUUGUGUUUAUUAUGUUCAUUUGCUUGUACCAAAUAAGAUAGAUGAUCUGCUCUUGAAACUCUGGGAAGUAUUUCUGGUGAUGGCCAUGAAGACGCACAAAGUACACCACCUGAUAGCGCCCUCCCUCCCUUUUCUUUGUUUCUUUUCCCUUUUUCUUUUCCUGCUGUUUCUCCCCCUCCUUUCCUUUUCUUCUUCUCUCCCUCUGUGCUUCCCCGCUUUAUUACUUCCUUCCCCUUCUCCCUCCCUCCCUCCCUCCCUCUCUUCCUUCCUAGAGUAUGGAAGUCCACAUUCUAGGAAUCCAGUCUAAGACUGCGCAACCCACCACAGUCCCUGUGUAUACUAGCAAAUUCAAGCUCUUUCCUGCCUCAAGGAUAUAAGCAGCAGACAGGAAAUAUUUACUAAUUGCUGACCUCCUACUCCAUAGCCACACUGUCCUUCAUAAUAUUUGAUGUGUAACCUGAAAAAAAACAUUCUGCGGAAUGUCUCUAAUGCGAAUGGCAUCACCCUGAAGACUACAGGGUCCCAAGCUCACCCCAGCAAAAUGUAACCACCUCUCGCUGCUGUUUACCAGGCACGCGCCCCUUCCACGCCGUGUGACUUGCUGCUCCAUAGCUGCACACUGAUCUAAGGCUUCGUGACAGCACCUCUGUUUUAAGCAACAGUAAAUUCACCUUACAAAGUCAGAAAGGGAGCUUUUUGAUGGCUGCUGUCAAUUUUAUUGCUUUAUCCUGGUUACUAGGAUGGAAUCUGUAGACACAGUGUGUUUAUUGGUUUUAUGUAUCGCAUGUUGUUGCUGCUUUGACAAACUAGUCCUAUAAAAAUGUGUUAUUAUUGCAUGUUGUAGCUCAGUGAGCUGACCCUGCAUUUCGAAGUGUACUGGAGCAAAUAGCAUUGAAGUUCAUAAAAACUGACCAGCCUCCAUCACAGAGGGCUCUGCGUGAGCUGCCGCUCCCACAACUGGGAGCAAACUCCACCUUCCCCUGUGCCGGCAGCCAUCACGGCUGACUGAACCCAGCACAGGCCUGCACACGGGCACCACCUGUAAAAUUUCAAGACAGGAAACUGUCGUAUCAUUCCUACUCAUUCAAUUCUCGGAUAAGUGCUGUCUCUAAUUUUCAAGUUUACAAAAGUAUAUAAUAAAUGGCUUUUUAGUGUUUUAUAUGUUAGUAUACAAUACAGGAGAGGUGGCUGACACUGUUUUCUAUCUGCCCUGAAUGCUGAAGAGAAAAUUAAUUUGAAUUAUAGCAAGAGAAGAUGUAGCUAGUUCUAAGCAAGUCAGGACUGGGGGUGCUGGGUGUUGAGCCAGAAUUAAGUGCCUGAUUCAUGCAGAGCUGUAAGCACCAACACUCGAGAUUACCCUGAAGGCUUCAGAGGAAUGGGCUAUCGGGCUCCCGGACAGUGACAUCACCAAAAUCAUCUGGGGGAUUCUUUAUAAAACAGGUCACCAUGCCCCCGCUUCCCUGCCCGCACCCCACCCCAGAUAUUGGGACUGUGUUAGACUAGGGAUGACCCUGGACUCUCAGCUAAAUAAUUUUAAGUAAAAUCCUUUCCUAAUCUUAAUUUUAUCAGAAAUAGCAGAAGCCUGUGUUAGGCCUCACGAGUCACAUGAGCUGAAGAAGUGCUCCACGUUCUGUAAGAGGCAAAUGCCCUCACAAAUGGGAAGGAGGACGAAGGAGCCUUACAGUCCAAAGGGAAGCGUCCUGGGCAGGCAGCUGUGUCCUCUGCUGUCACUGCCAGGCCGCAAGGCUCUCCUCUCCUGAACUGCCCUGCUCUGCCACCUACCCGCCACCCACUCCUGCUCCAUAUCAGCUGCUCACAAGUUGAGAUAAUAUAAUAAAUACUGUGGGUCUUGAAAAAGGAAAGAACUCACCUACAGAUUAUUAUUAAAAGUCAUCAAUGCCCAGUUAAGAUUAAACAGCAAACUUCAUUGAAUACCCUCCUUUGAUCCCAUCUAGCUUUAGGGAACAUUCUCUAAGCAUUUGACAGUUCACGAGAUACUAGAUCCGACAAGGCAAGCAGAGGACAGGGGGCACCAGAGCUUCCUCCCACCUUCUCCUUCUGCCCUUGUGUUGCGCUGCUUCAUGGGCUUUCUAAACAGCUCGGGCCCCCCUUUUCCUCUGUCUCCUGUCCUUGGGAACAACCUAAAUAUCCAACAACAGAUCCAUGAUUAAACAAAUUAGGGGGUAACUGGAACAAACAGAGAUGUUCUAUGUUCUUGGGUGGGACAACAUGGUAAACAUGCUAAUUCUCCUAGAAAAUACAGAAGUACAAGAGAAAAUGAGAUAAAGUUUUAUAUCUAUUAUCCUGGCAAAAAGAAAAAGCCGGACCAUAGUGCAGGUGGGAUGGGGAUUGUCAGAACUGCAUGCACUGCUUACGGGUGUAGACUGGACCAGCCAGUAGGACCAGGAGGCAAUAACCAGUCAGUUUAAAUACGUGAGCCACACAUUCUGUUCUGGUGUAUAUCCCAAGAAAGUUUCACAUUUCCCAAAUGAUAUUCAGUGCAGCAUUACUUAGGAAAUUUCAUUUUGAGUGCUCAUCACUAGGAAAAUGGAUGGGUACAAUGUGGAAGACACCCACCAUCGGGUAUUGCACAGUAGUCAGAAGCAAUGGAGCAGAUACAGCUAUGCAAUGUAAUUGAAUCUUAAAUAUACAGUACUGGAGAAGGUCAUUGAGAGGAUGUGACCAGCAGUUGACCCACAGGCUGGACUCUGGCAACUGGAGGCUCCUCAUCCCUGUCUCCUGUCCUUGGAAUGUGCGCUCUGCCCAUUGCUCCCACAGCCAAAGCCAUUUUCAAGGACAGAGCCACAUGAGAAUAAGGUAUUGUUGAGACUCUCUGGACAGUGUACGUGCCUGAACCCCAAUAAGGUCUCUAUGCAAACUUUUAAGAUUCUGGCAGGGGAAGAGAAGAUCUACCCUCUUCAGGCUGCCCAAGACAAGCCUUGUCUAUAAGCUCUCUUGCUUAUUAAAACUGCUACCUACCA